AUGCAGGUUCACCCCCUGUUCAAAUUCACCCCUCAAGCAGACCGAUUCGACGUGGCCGUACUCCGUCUGGACCGAGCGGCACGCGAUCUGCCUCACGUGGCGCCCAUUUGCCUGCCAGGAGGCAGCACUGCCGGGGCGACCAUCACAGGGGCGCCAACGUCCGUGGGGGGCUUGGUGGGCGAAGCAGCUGUGGCGGCAGGAUGGGGGGCGUUGAGUCCUGGGUCCAGGUUGCGGCCGCAGACGCUGCAGGCUGUCAGGGUGCCGGUGAUCGACAACCGGCAGUGUGAACGGUGGCACAGGUCGAAAGGAAUCCAGGUGACCAUCCACGACGAGAUGCUGUGCGCCGGGUACAAGACGGGUGGCAGAGACAGCUGCCAAGGCGACUCGGGUGGACCUUUGAUGCUGCACAAGGGCGGCAGAUGGUUUCUAAUCGGCAUCGUCUCUGCAGGGUACUCCUGUGCUCAACCCGGUCAACCAGGCAUCUACCAUCGCGUUGCGCAUACUGUAGAUUGGAUCAACAGAGCUAUUGGAGGAGCAACCUGAUGAUCAACGCCAAUUUUCACGAACAAGAUUAGACGUGUAGGCGAAACAGAGGCCAGAACAAAACGUAUGAGAGGAUUAUUGUAUAUAUUGUGUGUGUUUGUCCCAUUUCAUUGCUGUACAGAAUAUUCCUUUGUGAUUUAAAGUAGAACAGUAGUCAGAUUGAUAUUUUUUUCUUUUGUACAACAUAUUUUGGAGGUUUCCACAACAGUCAAUCCGUCAACACGAAGUAUCCGAGUUAGCUUUCAACCAUACCUUGUAUUACUUUCCUAGUUAUUGGAACAUACCGUAACACUUUUUCUCACAACAUUGUAAUUACCAUUAUAGCCAAUUACCAUUUUGGAAGGGAAAUUUGAAAUAGUGCAAAAUUAUAUAUUAUAGUAAUUUAUUGAAAUUUAUUUUUGUAUGUCAU
This is a messenger RNA of Acanthoscelides obtectus, 952 nucleotides long. The record is from the annotation of a GenBank genome assembly. Lineage: Eukaryota; Metazoa; Arthropoda; Insecta; Coleoptera; Chrysomelidae.